AGUUCAGUUUGAGCAACAAGCUGUUGCGUUAUCAUUGCCCUCAGAGACACUACAGCUACCACUAACUCACUACACUUCUGGUGUCUUGGCAGAGAAUGGACGUAUGGCAGAGUAUCCUCACCUGCUUGUACUGGGCUACUGUGUGGUUGCUUAUUGGAUUGCUGUGCUUUGUCUUGGCUUAUCUCUGCUACAUUCACUACACCCAUUUGAAGUUUGAUCACAUACCAGGUCCUCCCAGAGACAGGUACGGCACUUUAUCAACUGGCUUUCUCUUUGGACAUGGCCCCUCAAUUCAAAAAUCAAUGGAAGAUUUCAACCUGAUCCAUGAGAAAUUCCUGGAAUGGAGUGAGAGAUAUGGACCUGUUGUUCGGCUGAAUGUUUUGCACCAUGUGUCAGUUUUUGUCACAGACCCAGAGGCGGUAAAGGAAUUCUUGAUGUCAUCAAAAUAUCCCAAAGACCCUUAUACAUACGACCUCCUCUUCACCCUCUUUGGUAAAAGGUUUUUGGGACGUGGAUUACUGACCGAUACCAAUCACAGACACUGGUAUAUGCAGCGCAGGGUGAUGGAUCCCUCCUUUAGCCACUCGCACCUGGUGGGUUUCAUGGACGUGUUUAAUGAGAAGGCUGAGCACCUGAUGGAGAAGUUCGGAGAGAUGGCUGAUGGUGAAACCCCAGUGGGAAUACACAGCAUGCUGAACAGUGUGACACUUGAGGUCAUCUUAAUGGUCGCCUUUGGGAUGCAACUAAACUUAUUGGAUGGUGCUGAGUCUCCAUUUCCACGGGCAAUAUCAAUGACUCUGAAAGGUAUUUCCCGAUAUGUUCAGAAUCCGUACAUGCAGUACAUGCCUCAGCACCGAAAGUUUGUGAAGGAGGUGUGGGACUCCUUAGAGCUGCUGCGUAGCACGGGGAGGCAGUGCAUCAAAGAGAGGAAGAGAGCCGUAGCGAAUGGAGAGGAUGUGCCUAAAGACAUCCUAACAAGCAUCCUCAAGAUUGCAGAACAAGAAGGGGAAUGUGAUGAUGGCCUGAUGCUGGACAACUUUGUUACUUUCUUCAUUGCAGGUCAAGAGACCACAGCCAACCUGAUUGCUUUCAUUAUCAUGGAGUUGACCCGGCAACCUGAAAUAGCAACAAAGCUACAAGCAGAAGUGGAUGAAGCUGUUGGGCUGAAGAGAGAUGUAACUGCUGAUGACAUUGGCCGUUUGCAGUAUAUGAAUCAGGUGAUAAAGGAGACUCUAAGGCUCUACCCCCCAGGACCAGGGACAAGUCGCUGGUUAUCAGAGGAAAUGGUCAUUGAAGGAAUAAAGAUCCCUGGGGGGGUUUCUGUAAUCUUUAACACCUACGUUAUGGGUCGGACAGUCAAAUUUUUUGAUGACCCUCUGACCUUUGACCCUGAGCGAUUCAAUCUGAAUGCUCCAAAACCCUACUACUGCUAUUUCCCGUUCGCUUUAGGGCCUCGUUCCUGUCUUGGCCAGGUGUUCGCACAGCUAGAAGCUAAGGUGAUUUUGUGCAAAUUCCUGCAGAGGUUUCACUUCCAACUUGUUCCAGGCCAGACUUAUGAAAUUCUGGACAUAGGGACUCUCCGACCUCGGGAUGGUGUGAUAUGCACCUUGACAGCAAGGCCUGAAUCUUCCAAAGGAUAACACAGCCCUUUAUCGGGAGACAAUGGCAGGUUAUAAAAGGCUGUUCACCUGCCUCUGUACUAAUCUGUUCCAAUAGACCACGAGGAAGUUACAACUGGACUUGUGGUUUGUAGCAUGGAAUUGAGACUGCUACCCGUUGUACUGACUGCACCAUAAGCUUCAACCCUGAGAGCCUUCAGCCCAUCAUGCCUGCGUUUCCCUAGACGAUUAUCCAUCUGUCCCCACACCCCUACCCUGUCCCCCUUUGCAUAAUAAUUCUAUUCAAGUAUUUCUCAAAUUCCCUUGUACAAGUUCCAAUUGAAUCUGCUCCCAACACUCUUCCAGGCAGCACCUUACAUUAAAAGUAGGCCAUUCAGCCACUCGGGCCUGCUCCACCGUUCAGUGUAAUCUGACUAAUUAUCGAGCUGAAUAGCCUACACCCAGCCUCCCCUUAUAUCCCUUUGAUACCUUUAGACACAGGAACUAUGACUGCCUCCUUCUUGAAAACACAAUGUUUUGGCCUCAACCAUUUUCUGUGAUAGUGAAUUCCACAGACUCACCACUGUCUGAGUGAAGAUAUUGCUCUUCAUCUCAUUCCUAACAGGUUUAUCACUUAUUCUUAGACAAUGACGCCCCUCCGACCCGACCCAACCCCCCCCCCCAAAAAAAAAGCCGACUCUCCAAGCAUGGGAACAUCCUUCUUGCAUCUACUCUGUCUGGUCCUGUCACAAUUCUAUAGGGUAACAAAGUGUGGAGCUGGAUGAACACAGCAGGC
Molecule: messenger RNA, 2394 nt
Organism: Stegostoma tigrinum
Lineage: Eukaryota; Metazoa; Chordata; Chondrichthyes; Orectolobiformes; Stegostomatidae
Product: cholesterol 24-hydroxylase-like
Exons: 15
Coding region: 96-1640 (514 amino acids)
Biological process (GO): cholesterol catabolic process
Molecular function (GO): iron ion binding; heme binding; cholesterol 24-hydroxylase activity
Source: RefSeq, a predicted model, not a curated record